CCCAACUCGAGCGGUCGACUCUCCACAACUUCAAAAUCUCCAAGCCACCAAGCUACCCAACGUAGGCGGAAAAGUUUUAGAUAUACGAAAUCAUGAUGGCAAAGCUGGGCUGUUUCUCUAUUUGGCUAAUGGUCGUGAUGAUCGGAGCCGCUGUGGCCAUCGAAGUUCAGAAAUUCGGCUAUCUAUUCAAUCCACCGCAACCGGAACACUCGCAGCAUCACGAGGAGAAGCAAGAUCUGAACAAGAUACCCGGAGUUCCGGGCGUGGACUAUCCGGUCUACCAUGAGGUACCGCACACCCACUUCAGCUGCCACAGUGUUCCGGCCACUCCGGGAAUGUACGCCAAUGUGGAGACGGGCUGCCAGGCCUAUCACGUGUGCCACGAUGGAAGGGAGGGUGAACAGGGCGCCAAGUUCCUUUGCACCAAUGGAACCAUCUUUAAUCAAAAGGAAUUCGCCUGCGACUGGUGGUACAAUGUAAAGUGCGAGGAGGCCACUAAUUUCUACCACUUGAAUGCCGAUCCCGAGCACAAUCCUUACUUUCCCAAGAAGAAACCUGAGCUGGAACCUUAUGCUAAUGAUAUUCAUGAUGCUAGCAAAUUUCUAAUAGAAGCUUAACUUUGUUAUGAUACUCAUUUUGUUUUUACUUUUUCACAUUUUGUAAAUAAAUCGAGAAAACAUCUACCUUUUU
This is a messenger RNA of Drosophila subpulchrella, 690 nucleotides long. RefSeq lists its product as uncharacterized. The coding region runs from base 93 to 617 and encodes 174 amino acids. NCBI's taxonomy places the organism in Eukaryota, Metazoa, Arthropoda, Insecta, Diptera, Drosophilidae. The record is from RefSeq and is a predicted model, not a curated record. The transcript is spliced from 3 exons. Gene Ontology annotation, cellular component: extracellular region. Gene Ontology annotation, molecular function: chitin binding.